Molecule: messenger RNA, 1809 nt
Organism: Nymphalis io (European peacock)
Lineage: Eukaryota; Metazoa; Arthropoda; Insecta; Lepidoptera; Nymphalidae
Gene: mAChR-A
Product: muscarinic acetylcholine receptor DM1
Exons: 4
Coding region: 1-1809 (602 amino acids)
Biological process (GO): adenylate cyclase-inhibiting G protein-coupled acetylcholine receptor signaling pathway; G protein-coupled receptor signaling pathway, coupled to cyclic nucleotide second messenger; chemical synaptic transmission
Cellular component (GO): dendrite; plasma membrane; synapse
Molecular function (GO): G protein-coupled acetylcholine receptor activity; G protein-coupled serotonin receptor activity
Source: RefSeq, a predicted model, not a curated record
AUGCUCAUCGCUUCCAACCAAACAGCUAACCUCUCAGACCUGGUGCUCGGCCCCGACCUCCCAGCUAGCCCUUUCAGUCUCGCCCAGAAGAUCGUCAUCGCAAUCAUAGCCAGCGUCCUCUCCGUACUCACUGUCGUCGGCAACUCCAUGGUCAUGAUCAGUUUCAAGAUCGACAAGCAGUUACAAACCAUCAGCAACUAUUUCCUAUUCUCUCUCGCGGUCGCAGACUUCGCGGUCGGCUUGAUAUCCAUGCCUCUCUUCACAAUGUUCACGAUAUAUGGAUACUGGCCGCUCGGGCCACACGUGUGCGACACCUGGCUGGCGUUGGACUAUCUAGCCUCAAAUGCAUCCGUACUUAAUCUUUUAAUCAUAAGUUUUGAUAGGUAUUUUAGUGUGACGCGGCCGCUCACAUACAGGGCUAAAAGGACUACACGCCGCGCGACGGUAAUGAUAGGUGGUGCGUGGGGCUUCAGUUUGGUGUUAUGGCCUCCUUGGAUCUAUGCGUGGCCGUACAUAGACGGGGAGAGGAAAGUGCCCCCGCACGAGUGCUAUAUUCAAUUCAUAGAGACAAAUCAGUUUAUUACGUUUGGGACGGCCAUUGCUGCAUUUUAUGUGCCAGUGACAGUUAUGUGUAUAUUAUAUUACAAGAUUUGGAGGGAAACAAAGAAAAGACAGAAGGAUCUUCCAAAUCUUCAAGGGGGAAAGAAGCACGAUUCAUCAAAAAGGUCAAAUUCGAGUGAUGAGACCCGAGAAGUGGACGGUCGUACAAGGUCCGAAUCUGGAGACGCUGAUUCAGUGUACCACGUCAGAGGUGCGCUACAUGACACGCGUUGGAGAGAGCAUCAGACUGCGUCGUCUCGUCGGCCCAAGCGUGGCUGGGCGGCCGUCACAGAAUGGUGCGUUGCGUGGUGGCACUCGGGCAGAGAAGAUCUGGAAGACACGGAACCAGAAGAAGAACCUUCCGACCCUGGAUACGCGACACCAGUUUCUGUUGAAACACCGCUUCAAAGUUCUGUUUCUAGAUGUACAUCGCUAAAUGUCAUUAGAGAUCCGUAUGCUGGGCGUGGUGGAUCUGGUGGUUCAAGUGUAGCGGAUGGGGGUACAUCGCCUCUUCGACGAAAUUUCGAGCCGCCUGCUCCUAUACCGGCUGCACGAGAUAGUCGCUCUCUUCCCCCAAAUACUAGAAUAAACGCUUCUACCUCACCAGCACCUAAAUCUGCGUCUGCUGAUUCUGUUUACACAAUUUUAAUCAGAUUACCUGAUGCAGACACAGACAGACCUAGUAUUAAAAUGAUUACUGAGGAAUCACCACCAACAAAUACGCGAACGCAGUAUCGACCGCCUGCAAGAGGAGAUUCUGAACUUAACUUACAUCCAGCAGGCCAUGCAGCCUUAACUAGAAGAACGUCACACAUACAAGAUGUUCGAAUACCUCUGAACGCCAAAAUAAUUCCUAGGCAAUUGGCAGGUAAAGGGAUAACUUCUAAACAACCGAAAAAAAAGAAAACUCAGGAGAAGAAACAAGAAACAAAGGCGGCGAAAACGCUUUCCGCUAUUCUUCUCUCAUUUAUCAUCACGUGGACGCCUUAUAAUAUCCUCGUGUUGCUAAAACCUCUCACUGCAUGCACCAAGUGUAUUCCGGAUGAACUUUGGUCCUUUUUCUAUGCUCUGUGUUAUAUAAACUCUACUAUAAAUCCCGUUUGCUAUGCUCUAUGCAAUGCAACUUUUAGAAGAACGUAUGUUAGAAUUUUGACUUGUAAGUGGCAUAACCGAAAUAGAGAAGCUAUGACUAGAGGAGUUUAUAAUUAG